AUGGCUGUAGCGACUCCAGAAAACCAUAGUGAGCCAUUCUGUCCAGCAAAUGCCACAGUGUGCAAUGUUACAAGCUGUCUGAUGCCUCCUGACAACUACAAUAAGAUUCUUAAUACAGUUCUGUCUGCAACGAUCACCACCUUGUUAGCGCUUGUCAUGUUCUCCUUGGGCUGCAGUGUGGAGUUUAAGAAGUUUUGGGGCCAUAUCAGACGGCCAUGGGGUAUAAUUGUGGCUUUUCUUUGUCAAUUCGGAGUAAUGCCAAUUACUGGUUUUGUGCUAUCACUUAUAUUUAAUGUUCAACCAAUUCAGGCAAUAGUCAUUCUUAUCAUGGGAUGUUGCCCAGGAGGCACUGGUUCCAAUAUCUUAUCAUACUGGGUAGAUGGUGACAUGGAUUUAAGUUUAAGCAUGACCACUUGUUCCACAUUAUUUGCUCUGGGUAUGAUGCCUCUGUGUCUCUUUAUUUACACAAAAAAGUGGGUUGAUUCAAAUUCCAUACAAAUACCUUAUGACAGCAUUGGCAUUUCUUUGGUAACUCUAGUAGUUCCUGUUGCAAUUGGAAUGUUUGUAAACUAUAAAUGGCCCAAACAGGCAAAGAUCAUAUUAAAGGUGGGCUCUAUUACAGGAGGUAUUCUCAUCGUUGCUAUUGCUGUUGUUGGAGGAGUACUAUACAAGGGAUCCUGGACCAUUGAUCCAAAGUUGUGGAUUGUAGGAACUAUCUUCCCAUGUAUUGGUUUUACAAUUGGCUUUUUCCUGGCGUCUAUGGCUAAUCUUACAUGGAGCAGGUGUCGCACAGUGGCGCUGGAAACGGGAAUGCAGAACACGCAGUUAUGCUCUACCAUUGUACAACUCUCAUUUACACCUCAGCAGCUGGGAUUGAUAUUCACUUUCCCACUGAUAUACAGUAUCUUCCAAAUUCUGAUAGCUGUUCUGUUCUUAAUAGUCUACCAGAUUUACAAAAAGAUCCGAGUAUGUGGAAAACCAAUUGAGGUGGAAGACAAAAUGGAGUCACCUUAUGCACAAUCAAAUGGAGGAUUUGAUCUUGAUGAAAAAAUAAAGAAUUGAGAUUCAGCAAGAUCACAGAGGGAUAAAUAAGAACUGUAUAAUAUACCUAAUAUAGGAUGGCUGACAAUA
Pseudophryne corroboree (corroboree frog) is the source of this 1131-nucleotide messenger RNA. RefSeq names its product ileal sodium/bile acid cotransporter-like. Gene Ontology annotation, molecular function: bile acid:sodium symporter activity. The coding region runs from base 1 to 1062 and encodes 353 amino acids. The record is from RefSeq and is a predicted model, not a curated record. The transcript is spliced from 6 exons. Gene Ontology annotation, biological process: bile acid and bile salt transport. NCBI's taxonomy places the organism in Eukaryota, Metazoa, Chordata, Amphibia, Anura, Myobatrachidae. Gene Ontology annotation, cellular component: apical plasma membrane.